This is a messenger RNA of Dovyalis caffra, 2400 nucleotides long. Lineage: Eukaryota; Viridiplantae; Streptophyta; Magnoliopsida; Malpighiales; Salicaceae. The record is from the annotation of a GenBank genome assembly.
AUGGGUGCUGCAGCUACUCAGUACCCAUAUGGAAUCACUUCACAUUCUUGUGUAAAAUUUGGUCACAAAUCGGAGAUUUCGAGCUCUAAUUUUCCAUAUGAAGUGGAAUUAUCAAGAUUCAACUUGUAUCCAAGUUCAGAUUCCACUAAUAACUCCAAGGUUUGUGGUAGUCGAAUACGUGCUCUACCUGAUAUCGAUGAUAUAUUCUCGGACAUAAUUGCUACACCAUUACUUGAUGUGGUUGAAAACCCUAUCAACUUGAAGAAUUUAACCAUUAAGGAACUGAAACUUUUAGCUAGUGAAAUUCGUUCAGAGCUGUCUUCCAUAAUGUCAAAGACAAAAAACGACUUUAAGGCCAGUUUGGCAGUGGUUGAACUGACAGUUGCAAUUCACCAUGUUUUUCAUGCUCCAGUUGAUAAGAUACUGUGGGAUGUUGGGGAACAAACAUAUGCACAUAAAAUUCUCACUGGAAGGAGAUCUCUUAUGCAUACUUUAAGACAAAAGGAUGGUCUUUCCGGAUUUACAUCUCGGUCUGAGAGUGAAUAUGACCCGUUUGGAGCAGGACAUGGAUGUAACAGUAUUUCUGCUGGACUUGGCAUGGCAAUUGCUCGUGAUAUUAAAGGGAAGCGGGAACGUAUUGUUACAGUCAUUUGCAAUGGCACAACUAUGGCUGGUCAGGUCUAUGAAGCAAUGGGUAAUGCAGGCUAUUUGGACUCAAAUAUGAUAGUGAUUUUAAAUGACAGCCGACACUCUUUACACCCCAAGAUUGAAGAGGGCUCCAAGACUUCAAUCACCGCUCUAUCUAGUACCCUAAGCAAGCUCCAGUCAAGUAAAUCAUUCCGGAGGCUUAGAGAAGUUGCAAAGGGUGUUACCAAGAGGAUAGGUAUGUAUGAAUUAGCAGCUAAAGUUGAUGAGUAUGCACGUGGUAUGAUGGGUCCAUUGGGAUCAACUCUCUUCGAAGAACUUGGGUUGUACUACAUAGGCCCUGUUGAUGGACACAAUAUUGAAGAUUUAGUUUGUGUUUUACAAGAAGUGUCAUCUCUGGAUUCAAUGGGUCCUGUCUUGAUACAUGUAAUAACUGAAGAAAAUCAGUGUGCAGAAUAUAAGCAACAGAGUGAGGCAAUGGAGAAUCAGCAGGAAGGUUCAUGUGACCUGGAUGGAUUGCUGUAUGGUAUGCGUACUCCAACAUACAGUGAUUGCUUUGUCGAGGCUCUGAUCAUGGAAGCAGAGAAAGACAAAGAUGUUGUGAUUGUUCAUGCAGGAAUGGAAAUGGAAACAUCAUUUCAACUAUUUCAGGAAAGAUUUCCAGACAGGUUUUUCGAUGUGGGAAUGGCUGAGCAACAUGCAGUUACAUUUUCAGCUGGCUUGUCAUGUGGAGGGUUAAAGCCAUUUUGCAUAAUUCCUUCAGCUUUUCUACAGAGAGCUUAUGAUCAGGUGGUCCAUGAUGUAGAUCGGCAACAGAUUCCAGUUCGUUUUGUCAUUACAAGUGCAGGACUGGUAGGAUCUGAUGGCCCUGCUAUGUGUGGAGCAUUCGAUAUAACAUUCAUGUCAUGCUUACCAAACAUGAUCGUUAUGGCACCAUCAGAUGAGGAUGAGCUUGUGGACAUGGUGGCUACUGCAGUCCAUAUUAAUGAUCGUCCAGUUUGCUUUCGGUAUCCAAGGGGUGCCAUUGUUGGAACUGAUCAUUAUACACAUAGUGGUAUUCCCAUUGAGAUCGGAAAGGGAAAAAUUCUUGUGGAGGGUCAAGAUGUUGCUUUGCUUGGGUAUGGGGCAAUGGUUCAGAACUGCCUCAGAGCUCAGGCCCUUCUUUCAAAGCUUGGCAUUGAGGUAACUGUUGCUGAUGCAAGAUUCUGCAAGCCACUUGACAUGAAGCUUCUCAGACAGUUAUGUGAAAACCAUGCCUUUCUAGUCACAGUUGAGGAAGGCUCUAUUGGAGGAUUUGGAUCCCAUGUUUCACAGUUCAUUGCCCUUGAUGGACAGCUUGAUGGAAGAACUAAGUGGCGACCAAUUGUUUUACCAGACAAUUACAUCGAACAUGCACUGCCAAAGGAACAGCUUGAUCUUGCUGGGCUGACAGGACAUCAUAUUGCUGCAACAGUGCUGAAACUGCUUGGUCGCACCCAUGCAAUGCUCUUGCUGAAGCUGCCUCAGAGAAAAGAGCUGAAAACAGAAGAAGCCCAAGAUUACUUCAAGUAUACACAGGGUAACAAAGAAAAGUAUGACCUAUUUGUGAAAUAUACGAUAAAUCAUCAGGGCUCGCACAAAAAUGAAGCAACAGCACCAAUGGAAGUCACCCUGUAUACAAUUCCAAAAGAGUGCCAAACAUUAUCAUUUCUCAUUAUUCUCUAUAUGCAGUUCUCUACAAUUCCGUUCAUAUUUGUGCGGGGUUUGGUAGUAUAA